This is a messenger RNA of Parasteatoda tepidariorum (common house spider), 575 nucleotides long. RefSeq lists its product as uncharacterized. The record is from RefSeq and is a predicted model, not a curated record. NCBI's taxonomy places the organism in Eukaryota, Metazoa, Arthropoda, Arachnida, Araneae, Theridiidae.
UUUGUUUUAGAUUAUUUAAAUAGCUUAGACGAUCAACAGCAAACUGUAAUUUCCGGGGAUCCUCAGGAUUUUGAAGGAAGUGGUUCUGAACCCGAUACAAAGCAAGAUAUAAAACCGGAUUUGCUUCAAUUUGGUUUGAAGAAAACUAAAGAUACUGUCUGCUGUACGUUAGGUUAUUUUGCCGGAAGCAAAGAUUACCAUUGUAUCGCUAAGUUUUAUGCUGCUCGAAUAUUAUUUAGGAACAAGAACCGGAGGCACAGCAGGAAACUGGGGUUUAAUGGAUUAUACAGUGGCACCAAAUUGAUGAGAACUUUUGAACAGUGUGUAUCAAUUAAAAGCCAGCCGAAAAUCUUCGAUAGAUGUUGCCAGAAAGGUGCAAUGAAUAGACGAACUAAGCCACAUUUUGUCACAGUAAGGAAAAAACGAUAUGAAAUGAAAAUGAGAAGAAUACGGAUACCAAAGUUAAUGCAGGAAGACGAACACUUGAUUGCAGUUUAAAAACACAGUACUAUUUAAGAUUUGUAAAUAUUAAAAUGACGUACGAAAAAAAUUCUUAGUAAAAUGUUAUAACGGUA